AUGGCCCCGACGGUGACGAGCGAUUCCAGCGACAACUUUGAAGCUGCGGCUUCACGAACAGCCAGCGAGAGCAGCAGCGAGAGCAGCAGCCGCGAGAGCAGCAGCGAGAAGCUAAAAGUACCAAGUGCAAGGGACUGGACGAGGCUAGUCGGAGCCUGCCGUCGAACGUCGUGGGCAGAAAGGCCUCAAGACGCAAAGGCGCCAGCAGGAAGAGUAGGCGCCGCGGCGGCAGCAGUAGGGCAAUACGGGAAAGGCGAACCAUGCAGCAACAGGAGGCCAUCCAGCAGUGCUGCAAGCACUGGCAGUAACAGGAGUCGCAGCAGCAGGAGCACGGCAGAGUAUUUUCUGGCGGCAGAAAGGCUUUCGGACCAUACUUCUUUGUCUUCUGACUCUAGCAGGGGGGCCUCUCUUGAGGCGCUAGACUCUGAACAGGGGGGGGUCUCACCGGAGGGGUGUACCCCUGAGAGGACGUCUCAGGCAGCCCCUUCUUUUCUUCCAGAGGCAAGCAGCAUCUCGGCUGCUGCUGCUGCAUUUUUGCCUGUUCCUGAUGCGGCGCAUCGCUUCCUGACGGCUCUAACGCGCAGAUUCUCGCUGCGCACAGACGGCCAGGCGAGUGGUCAGCCUUCUGGAGAGGAGCUGCAGGCUGUGGGGAGCCAAGAGGGGGGGGCCGCCUCGAAGGCGGGGGAGCCCUUAUUACGGAUAGAGCCUCGGCGUCUGCCUUCCGAUUUCUUCCUUGACUUCCCCAUCGGCUGCCUGCACAGUGUCUUUAGAUUCUUGCUGCCAGAAGAGACCCUGCGAGUGGCAGGCGUAUGUGCUGUCUGGAGGGAGGCGGUUUUCGGCUGCUAUGGAGCCUUCGCCUUUGCCACAUCGAUUCAUCUGGAGGGCCCCUGGCUGCGUCUGGGGAAGCGAGAGAGGCAGCACGCCUUGCUGCAGCUGCAGCGGCUGCAGCACUUGAAGGUUCCCGCCGCCGCCUUUUGCCAAAAGGGGGGCCUCACCCUCAAAGAAGUCGCAGCCGUUGUUGCGCGGAACUGCGCCUCGCUCAAGACACUCUCCAUCUCCUCACCCGAAUCGCCUCUGUCCGACAGAUCGCCAGCUCACCGGCCCUUCUCCUUGAGGCCCCUCUCCUUCCCCCGCCUCAUUGUUCUCUGCCUUUUGGGCUCCCAAACUCUCGAGUGGCUGCACGUCUUCUGCAACUGCGAGUUCGCGCAUGUUCAAAAGCUGGAGGUCACAUACUUCCCCCUGCCCAAAGACCACUGGUCUUGGAAGGUCCUUCCCGACUUCACCGCCCUAGGCGUUCGGGGUUUGCAGCGCAUCCUAAAUCAAAUGCCUGCGUUACAGCGCUUUACCUUAGGCUUUCAGGUGCAGAGCGAAAUCGGUCCGGCGGGGGCCCUUGAUCCCCCCGAAGGGCCCUUUGAGACGGCAGAGCAGGAGCCCCUUGAAGACGUUGCCAUAAGAGUGCUGCCCCCGCUGGCGGGGGAGUUGGGGGGCCCCGAACCAUAUGGGGGCCGAUCCCGUUUGAGAGCCUCCAGAGGCCAAAUCACAGAGGCUGACUUGAGCGACAUCUUUGCUGUCGCAUACAUACGGGCAGGAGGUGCUGGCAACUUGAAGCGAAUCGUGUUCAUUCAGAGGGAGCCUCUACAGGCCCCCGGAGGGCCCCCAGAGGCCCUUGGGGACCCCCAAGACGACAUGGGCACCAUCGCGGAAUUCGUUUCUGGCGCUGCCUCCUUUUGCGCCUGGUACGUCGCGGACGUAUUGGAGAGGGCCCCCACAAUUUUUUGA
Cyclospora cayetanensis is the source of this 1779-nucleotide messenger RNA. RefSeq lists its product as uncharacterized. Bases 1 to 1779 code for a protein of 592 amino acids. Gene Ontology annotation, molecular function: protein binding. NCBI's taxonomy places the organism in Eukaryota, Apicomplexa, Conoidasida, Eucoccidiorida, Eimeriidae. The record is from RefSeq and is a predicted model, not a curated record. The transcript has 5 exons.